Molecule: messenger RNA, 2472 nt
Organism: Candidozyma duobushaemuli
Lineage: Eukaryota; Fungi; Ascomycota; Pichiomycetes; Serinales; Metschnikowiaceae
Product: apyrase
Exons: 2
Coding region: 1-2472 (823 amino acids)
Biological process (GO): nucleoside diphosphate catabolic process
Cellular component (GO): membrane
Molecular function (GO): nucleoside diphosphate phosphatase activity
Source: RefSeq, a predicted model, not a curated record
AUGGGCGACUACAAAUACGGCAUCGUCGUGGACCUGGGCCUGCUGGGACUGCGGGCACAGAUCUACAGGUGGGAGGAUCCCGGACAUUUGAAAGAUCUGGCUCUGGAGGAAACCUUGAGGUCUCCUCCCAAGAUCGCUCAAGAACAAGGAUGGAGCCAUAAGAUCACGCCUGGGGCGUCGACUUUUGGAGAAAAACCAGGCAAGAUCUGGAAGCAGCACUACAAGAAGCUCAUGAAGUUUGCUGAGGGCGUCAUUCCGAAGGACAAGUGGCACGACACGCCUGUUUACGUGUUGGCUACAGCAGGCAUGAGACUUUUGCCUGAACAACAGCAGGAGAAGAUUCUUUCUGAGACGUGUAAGGCGCUUCAGAAACACACAGACUUUAAGAUUGGCUCGUGUUCAGAGCAUGUGCAAGUGAUUGACGGUGCCACGGAGGGCAUUUAUGGCUGGUUGGCCUUGAACUACCUUAUGGGCAAAUUCGACAACUACGAUCUUCAGGCCCAGGACCACGAGCUGGUGGGGUUCAUGGACAUGGGUGGCGCUUCUACACAAGUGGCGUUUGUGCCAGCCCAGGACGAAAUCGCCAAGCACGACGAGGACUUGUUCAAAGUGAUUCUACGCAACCAGAACGGUGAUCUCCAGAACUGGAGGGUGUUCACGGGCACGUGGCUCGGUUUUGGUGCCAACCAGGCCAGGAAGCGUCACUUGGACCAUUUGAUCUCGCUUCUCUUGUCGUCGAAUGUGAAGUAUUCGGGGAACAAGGUCAAUGAUCCAUGUUUGCCCAAUGGCGCCGAAAUCCCUGAUUACACUUACAACAACAAGAAGUACGUGAUCAAGGGCACGGGCAACUACGAGGUGUGUCUCAGAGAAAUCUACCCUUUGCUUAUGAAGCAUAUGCCGUGUACCGAAGAGCCCUGUCUUUUCAACGGCAUGCACGCACCAAAGAUGAAUUUCGAAAAGGACAAGUUUGUGGGCGUAUCGGAAUACUGGUACACGGCCAACGACAUUUUCCACAGUGGUGGCGAGUACAACUUCCACAGCUUCAACGACAAGGUGAGAGAAUACUGUGAGAGCAGCUGGGACACUAUUCUCUCCAAUUCUAAAAACGGCGAGUACCUGAACUUGAAGGAGCCUUUCUUGCUUGACGCCUGUUUCAAGGCUUCCUGGGUGAUCAAUGUCUUGCACGAAGGAUUCGGUCUUCCCCGUUUGGGAUUGGAGGUUGAGCCUCAGGACGAUAAAGAAACCAGCGAGAUGAAGGAGGUUGAGGGAAUUCAUGUACCAUUCAAAUCGGCAGAUUCCAUCGAAGGAGAAGAGCUUUCAUGGACAUUGGGUAAGGCUCUUCUUGUGGCGUCGUCUCAGGUGGACUACAAGAAAGGCGCUGAACCCGUCGGCAUUACAGGAAGCGCCAUGUCUUUGAAGACGGGCUUUGACAGCGACAUCGACGGCAUCCACUCGUCCGCACUCUUCUAUUUAUUCUUCUUCUUGCUACUUGUCGCUUUCGGCUUCAUGGGCAGGAAACUUGGAUACCUGAAAGCGGCCAAGAAGUUCAUACCUACUCGUGUUCCUGGACCAGUAACUCGCGUUCUCACUGCUGCUAGGAAUAAGAGUCCACCAGAGCUCCAGCGCUACUUCAACUCGGCGCUUAGCUACAUAAAGCUCCAGGAACAAGAGGACAUUAACAUUGACUUGGAAGGCGGCAGACACUUUAGCUCUUCAUCGCCAGUACCUAGUGAUGGUUCCUCCUUGAGGACCAGAUCCACGAUCAACUUGGGUGAUUUAGACGAAGCGCCACAUCAGGUCGAGUUUUUUAACAAACCAUUCAUGAACCCAAAGAAAGGACCGAUUUAUGGCCACCGCAAUGAGAGCAGAGACUCGAUUCACCGUGUGUCCAGUCUUGGAUCCAUGAAGGGCAGGCCAGAAACUGCUUUGAUGAACUUUUAUAGACUAUUUUUGCUUGUUACUUUGGCCAUUGCCUUGCCCCUUGGGAGAUUCAAGGCUCAGGAGGUUACAAGGCCGGUGCCUGUGAUUGUGCCAGAGGCCACUAAGGAGGCUGCUGUACAGAAACAGUCAGUGGCAAGGAUGGACACGGCGUGGGCUUCUUUCAUUCGGAACGCCAAGACGGCGAAAAGCGUUUUGAAGGCCGAGGUGAAGGAGCAUUUCGUGGAGAAACCAAAGGCAGUGAUUCAGGGUUUGAUCGAUGAAGCGACUGCCGACCAAAGCACCAUCAGAGUCGCCGGUGAGUUCGAUCCUUACGAAUCAGAAGGUGAAAGUGAGGACGAAGAGUCCGAUCUGGACUCUGAUGGGGAGGAACCUUUUGUUACUACCCGCAAGUCACUGCCCUCCUACCUCAAAGCGAACAUGAGGGACUUCUCGUACCAGCCAUACGUCCGCGCCCGGCCACCGCCAUCCAGGCUGAUAUAUGACAAGAGGCAUUUCUACAAGAAAAGAGAAUUGCUUUAUGAAAACUUAUAG